This is a messenger RNA of Drosophila santomea, 553 nucleotides long. RefSeq names its product protein dpy-30 homolog. Bases 161 to 496 code for a protein of 111 amino acids. NCBI's taxonomy places the organism in Eukaryota, Metazoa, Arthropoda, Insecta, Diptera, Drosophilidae. The record is from RefSeq and is a predicted model, not a curated record. The transcript has 2 exons.
GUUUCCUGAAAAUAGCUUUAAAACUGAGCGUCUUGUUACCAUAAAACGGACGGGCGGCAGACAGACAGAAGGACGUGGCUAAUUCAACUUGUCUGUUGCUAUUUAAAUACACUGGCCAAAACCAAAAUGAAAACCAAAAUUAUCUGGAUACCUUAUUAAAAUGUCAUCCAAUAAAAAAGUUAGUCCCCGCAAGAAGAACCCAUCUGCCAUUAUAUCGAUCCUCUGUCCAGAUGCCGAUAAGCCCAAGAAGGAACCUAAGCCCAAGAAAGAAUCCGAGUCCGAUGGCCUUGAGGCCAAGGAAUGUCCCCGAACGAAAAACUUUAGGUCACCAGCAGACAGGCGAGUAUAUCUGGAACAAGAGGUGGUUCCCAUUCUAAUGGAGGGUAUGUUGGGACUGGCCCGCGAAAUGCCCCGCGAUCCCAUCGGUUAUCUGCAGAAGUUUUGGCUUGAAGACAAGCACAAGUGUGAUAUUCGAUUGCCGCAGAAUAUUCUUUAAUAACGUCUUUGGUAUUACCCAAUCAAAUUUCAAAUUGUCAGCUAAUUAAAUGUUUCU